GUCACGUGUAUCGAAAUGGACAAUACAGUUCUUGUGCUUAUGUUAGGAACGACAUCGUUUUUUAGUUCCAAAACGAUGCGUGCGGAGGAUAGCCUAAGAUACUCUGUUGAAACCAUAUUUGUUCAUCAUCAUCAUCAUUGUGGUUCUAAAACCCCAAUUUCAAGUGGAAUGACUCCAAGCAAAGGAAGUUCAUCAUGUUCGAAUCGCCGUGGAAGACAUGGUGGUUCUAACUGUAGUGAUUUCGGGCAUGUUGAUAAUAGUAACAUCAGAAAAGUUGAAACGAUAAAAAGAGAACACCCAAAUGCUAUGUGGUUUAUAUGCUGUAAUCUUCAUUUCAAGGACUCCAGAAAAUUCUGGGAAGUUGUUUUUCGGAUGCCCGCUAUACAAGGAAAGGCUUUUUCACUAUAAGUUCUUUGCAUGGGUUGACCUGAUUAUUAAGAGAAAGUCUAGGGAGCCAAUGGCCUAAGCGUACAAUGUGUACAAUGAAGGUUUAGGGAGUAUUAGAGAUAUCAUUAUUAGUGUUACGUUAUCCUGUCAGGUUACGCUUUUGGGAUGAGUGGUUUCAGGACAUGGUAUAAGAGUUCCAGAUGCGGAAGGUCAAGAGUUCGAACCUUGGUGAACCCAAAAUUAACUUUUUAUAACAUGAGAUGUUUAUUAUCCCUGGUAUCCGGAUAGUUAUCCUUGGUAUCCGGAUGGUUAUUCUGCAUAGUAUAAGUGAUGUUCAUUUAAUUCAUAAACCAAAGAUUUAGCCCAUUGUACAUAUUGUACACUUAGACCAUUGGCUCCCUAGCACUACUCGAUUAUUAAUAUCAAGAAUAAUCAUGGUGCUGUGGAAGAUGUUAUGUUGGGUGGUGUUGAUGUUGCUAAUGUUGGUUCGUUGUGUGCUACUGCUAAUAAAGUGCAACAAAAACUCAUGGAGCUGCAAAGCAGAGUCGACAUGUUAGAGGUUCAUCAAAAUAGUGCCCCAAAGAUUGAAUGCAAAAGUAGAUGUACUAGUAUAGUGUUUGUUAUCGUUGUCUUUGCAGUGUUAAUAUUGACACUAGUAGUAGCCAUUGUUGUUUUGUAAGUGUAAGGGCCUAGAUUUAGUCAAAUGAAUAAUGUUGAAAAUGUCUAAUUUAGUUGUUA
Molecule: messenger RNA, 1125 nt
Organism: Arachis ipaensis
Lineage: Eukaryota; Viridiplantae; Streptophyta; Magnoliopsida; Fabales; Fabaceae
Source: RefSeq, a predicted model, not a curated record